This is a messenger RNA of Nestor notabilis (Kea), 541 nucleotides long. Its product is annotated as hemoglobin subunit beta-like. Gene Ontology annotation, cellular component: haptoglobin-hemoglobin complex; blood microparticle; hemoglobin complex. Lineage: Eukaryota; Metazoa; Chordata; Aves; Psittaciformes; Psittacidae. The record is from RefSeq and is a predicted model, not a curated record. Gene Ontology annotation, biological process: hydrogen peroxide catabolic process; oxygen transport. Gene Ontology annotation, molecular function: oxygen carrier activity; peroxidase activity; haptoglobin binding. The transcript is spliced from 3 exons.
AUGGUGCACUGGUCAGCCGAGGAGAAGCAGCUCAUCACCGGCCUCUGGGGCAAGGUCAAUGUGGCCGAAUGUGGUGCCGAGGCCCUGGCCAGGUAGGUCCAGCCCCUGGGAUCUGCACCAUGGACAGAGGAGUUCUUCGCCUCCUUCGGGAACCUGUCCAGUGCCACCGCCGUCCUUGGCAACCCCAUGGUGCGUGCCCAUGGCAAGAAGGUGCUCACCUCCUUCGGGGAUGCCGUGAAGAACCUGGACAACAUCAAGAAGUGCUUUGCUCAGCUGAGCAAACUCCACUGUGACAAACUGCACGUGGACCCCGAGAACUUCAGGCUCCUGGGUGACAUCCUCAUCAUCGUCCUGGCCUCGCACUUCGGGAAGGACUUCACACCCGCCUGCCAGGCUGCCUGGCAGAAGAUGGUCCGUGUGGUGGCCCACGCGCUGGCCCACGAGUACCACUGAGCCUCUGAGGCGCUGCUGCAUGGGGGUGCUCCCAGCUCCCGGGGAAACAUCCUCUGGUUCUGCUGGUCUGUCACUGCCAAAUAAACAC